UAUGAUUGAGAUUAAUUUUAUCGAACGUCCAUUUGAUUAGCAUGAACGUAAUCUGACUAAUCAGAUUAACGAUUGCGAAUGAUUUCUUGCUCAUUUUACUGGCCUUAACAAUCUGUUGGCACAAUAUCUGCAUUGUUCAUGUAAAUUUUCUGUGCGUUUUCGCCAUGUCUGAAUGUUAUUUGUUUUUCUUCAGCUGCUCAGCAUUGCAUAUGCUAUAAUUCUGGUAAAUACGAUUCCGAGAUUUUUGUUUACGCAGUUACGGUCUCCGGCAUCCACAGCUACUCGACCGUGUUAUUCGUUCGGCUACCUGUCUACCACUUUACCUGCAUGUAAACCUUGUACAAUAUAACGUAUGAGUUACAGACACUUCAUAAUACCUAGGGAUAUACGAGGAAGCUCCGAAUUUCAGAAUUUCGACAUCGUGUCCAGUAUACUACAGUGGGGUAGGAUCCUUCUUAGACCACGUUAUGACUUAUUCGAAGGGGGUUGCAACCCCUAAAAUGAGGGUGCGCGGAUCGACGGCAGUCCGACGCAAGCGCCCGGCGCCCGGGACGCCGAGCGUCGUGCAGUGUGCGCGAGGUAGCUCUCCUCGACGGAUGCCAAUCCGUCGAGCCCGACGGAGAUGGCUGUGGCACGUGGUGCAUCUAGAGCUUUAUCAACCCUUUGACAAAGAAUCGGUCGAACUUGUUGAAGUAAAUAUGAUAUUACCCCCGAGUGACCGUGGGUGAUAAGGGAAUAUAUUUUUUGAUUUUUUCCCUCUGUUAAUCCCCCAGUUUUAAUCGCCGAGCAUGACAUCGUCGACCGUGAAAUGAGAAUAAUCAAUAUCAAGAUAAUGAUAAGCCGGCGUUGAAUAAAUAUAAAUAAAAUAUUGGGUUAUGCGGUGAAAUAGGGGUUGAAAUAAUAACGUUGUAAAAAUUAAAUUGACAAAUGGCGAUCGAAACGUAAUUCGCAAUAUCGUAACAAAUGAAAUUCACUCAAUCUUCUCCUUUCUUAUCAAAUUCAAUGUUUAUCUUGUAAGUAUUGAAAAGUGCAAUUUCAACGAAAACGAUAAUGGUUCUACGUCAACAGAUUCUUGUAACCGACACCAACGGAGCCCCGGGGGCUUUGCCAUCCACAAUGAAUUAACGACUCAAAGUGAUCGUCGAGGUCUAAAACUUGAAACUGGAACUGGAACUUUAGAUUUAUAUAUGCAUGUAUGCCAGUUUACGAUCGCGGAUCGAUCGCGUUCUAGUCUCGCUUCCAUUCAAUCUACGGAGCUGUGCAAAGCUCUAAAACUCACAACUGUGAGUACCUUACGCAAAUAUAAUCGCGCAUUGUGCGUACGUAUACUUUACUGGUGAUAAAAUUCAGAAUUUCAACUAAAACUAUUGCAAUGAAUUCAUUUAUCUAGGAGCAAAGUGAAAUAGCUAUACUGUACAUUCGUCCAUUAAAUGAGUUGUGCGUGGUGUUCGAAAUGAGUGCUGCAACUCCAAGGUGUAUAUCACGUAAAUCCGUCGAAGAGAAAUGGAUUAAUUCUACGCUGUGGGUUUGAGGAAAGUGUAUUCAGUGCCUGUGAAAGACAUGGAAUUAAUGAGAAUAAUGAGUCAAAGAAAGGUUCGGGAACAAUAUUUUCUUCAAAGAUUGGACAUUUCUUGGCAGAUUUUGAGGCGAUGUUAAGAAUGAAGUGCGUCGUUAGAACAUAGUAUUGGAGAUUGAUUGGGAUCAUGCCAGGGAUCGUAGUGUUCCGGCGCCGUUGGAUUGUCGGCAGUGACGAUCUGGUCGUUCCCGGCGUAUUCCUUUUUGUACUGCAUCUUAUAUGGGUGAUUGUGUUGGGAGUCCUAUUGGGGGUCCUAGAAUGGGAUCGCACAGUGAGUUGCAUCCUACUCCUGUGGGAAUACUUUCUCGGAUAUUUGGCAAUCCUCCUCGUCUCAAUUCUCGUCGAGCUGUCGAUCUGCGUCCUGGCUAUGAGAGGCAGUAUUCAGGACACCGCUCCGAGAGCUCCGAUGCAGUAUUUCCUCUAUUUUCGGCUGUUUGUUAUGGUCGUGGAGAUGGGGUGGCUUUGCGCAGGGAUCGCGUGGCUCGUCAUACACUACAAAACGUGUCCAGUUGAUCAAGCGAAAGAUUUUAUCUUGGGACUCGUGAUAUCGAACUGGUGCGUGUUGGCCUCGGUCUUGGUCACGGUAUGGUGCACGUUCGACGCCGCCGGCAGAUCCUGGGUAAAGAUGAAAAAAUAUCAGAGGAGUAUGCGUGAAGCGGAAUCACGAGGGGGUGGAAGAUUACACUACAAGCGCAGUGGGAGCAGAAACAGAAACUGGAGACAACGAAAAGUGAUACGCGCUUAUCAGGAUAGCUGGGACAACAGAUGUAGACUGUUAUUCUGUUGCAUGGGAAACUCCGACAGAAACAGGAAUUCAUUCGCCGAUAUUGCGAGACUCCUGAGUGAUUUCUUCCGAGAUUUGGAUGUCGUUCCAUCGGAUGUUGUUGCUGGUUUGGUUCUGCUACGUAAAUUUCAGAAAAUUGAGAGAGAGUUGAUAGUUAAACAGAGAAAAAAUGACACUUACGAAUUUCUCUCCGGCGUACCGGUUACGCCAAGGACAAAGUUUUUAUCUUUGACAGAAGACGGUGAUCUUGGUCACUUUCAGUCCGCAAUUCAUUACAUGCAUUUUGCCCUCGCCGCCUACGGUUGGCCAAUGUUUCUUAUUACCCAUUCCACCGGAUUAUGUCAACUCUGCACUAGGCUGAGGUGCGGCUGUUUUCCUUGUGGAUCACACGAGGACGAGGCGACAGUUGUCGACGACAAUUGUUGUCAAUGCAAUUAUGCAGCACUUCGUCGUAUGGUGGAAGUUGGGGAGAUGGAAGUUAUCUACGCGACUUACCACGUUGACAUUGGCGAGACCCCGUUCUUCGUCGCUUUAGAUUAUACGAGAAAAAAGGUGGUUGUCAGUAUACGUGGUACUCUUAGCAUGAAAGACGUGAUGACUGACUUGAACGCCGAGGCAGAAGUCUUGCCGUUAUCACCGCCGAGGGACGACUGGCAUGGCCACAAAGGAAUGGUUCAGGCAGCCGAAUAUAUACGUAAAAAAUUACACCAGGAAGGAAUUAUUACCAGAGCACUGGCGAAAGAUCCUGCUAGAGGAACGCAUCAGUUCGGUUUGACAUUGGUCGGACAUUCAUUGGGUGCUGGCACCGCGGCGAUUCUUGCGAUUUUAUUGAGACAAGAAUAUCCGGAUCUUGUGUGCUUUUCCUUCGCUCCACCCGGGGGUCUUCUUAGUAUGCCUGCUCAGCAGUAUACCCAGGAGUUUAUCACCUCCGUCGUAGUCGGCAAAGAUGUCGUUCCCAGAAUAGGAUUAAGACAAAUGGAGAGUCUCCGCGCCGACCUCAUGAACGCCAUUAAGAGGAGUGUCGACCCGAAGUGGAAAACUAUCGCAUGUUCGGUAAUGUGCUGCGGAUGUGGUUCGACGCCAACUUCGGCGGCAAAUUUAGAAGCUGGCGGAUGCAUCAGCGAGUAUCAAAGGGAUAAGGAUCAGGCUCGUUCGGAGGCUGCCAUUCCGAGCGGUUCCAGGAUACCGUUGACUUUACACGGGCCUUUGUAUCCUCCUGGAAGAAUCAUUCACGUUGUUCGUCAUCACCCGAACAAAAGCGAGCAAAAAUAUGAGUCCCGUUGGAGGCAGGUCCUGCGAAAGCGAGAGCCCGUUUAUCAAGCCCUCUGGGCAAGUCCUUCUGAUUUUGACGAGGUCCUUAUCAGUCCAGUUAUGAUACAGGAUCAUAUGCCGGACACGAUGCUCAACGCCUUGAAUAAGGUUAUAACGACGCUUGGUCCGGCCAAGCCGCAAAGGACGGGCACCUCGGCUCAUACAUCCUCAGCGGAGGCUUCCGAGGUCCGAGAAGUGGUUGAGAUUCAGGAAGCUGAAAUCGAGCAAGAGAUGAAGGCUCUGCUGUCACCGCCAAGUCCUAGCAAACUCCAAACAACGGCGGGAACACCUCCGCAUCGAUUAUGUCUUGAAACGAGCUUCACAUCUCUUCAAAGUCCAACUGAAUUGCCUCAAGGCGCAGCCCGCGAGCCCAGCGUUGACUCCAGGGGUCUAAGAUGGGAAUACGUCAGUCUGGCUAGUGAGCUCCUCAAAACCCCGAGGCCAAACGACAGCAAAUUACCCUGCCAGGUAUUAGGGGGGUGGGAGAGUCUGUCUGCAGCAUUGGCACCCCUAGCUACCCCAGAAACUUUAUCCGAAGCAUCGAGUGAUCCUCCGUCUCCGGUUCCUCCGGCUAGACCAAUGAGGCGGACGCCAAAGAUACCGGGAAACUUAUCGACGGCGGCAGACGACCUCAAGAAUAAUCUCCACUUUGCUAUGCUUUCCGCGAAGAAUUACUUUCUCAAAGAGGAAUCAAACAGCAGUCACAGCAGUGGGAACAGCGAAGCGAGCUACGAAAGCGCUAGAAGUCUUGACGUUGGACUUCCACCCCCGGUCCCGAGAAGAAGAGAUUCGGUCAUUGUCAGAAGAGAGCAUAGGGUUUGCACGGCAGCCUGUUGUAGAGACGAUAUUUCUGAAAAUUCAUCGUCACCAUCCUUAAGACUGUCUCACAUGUCGCACCCGGUCCGAGACGACUUCACCAAGGAUGAACACGACACGAACGGCUCAAGUCUAGAUUUCUACGAAGCUCAGGAUUCAUUGGGUCAACGGGAAAGCAGCAACGAAGUAUUCCUGAGCGUCCGUAGUUCUCCCGAGUGCAAGGGUCUCAUGAUGCCAGCGAUCGACCUGGGGGUCGAAUGGAAACGGAAAUUUGAUCCUCCCGGACCCGGCGGAGACGCCUCUCUGCCCCUUCUGCAUGGACUAUCGCCAACGCCUACCCACGCACAGCAUAAUUCGCCUUUCUUCAACGCGAAACGAAAGAAAUACGUCUAUCCGAUCACGAUGGUCGGCCGAGGUGAAAGUAGUGUAUAGUGUAUCACUUAUCAAACAUGGGACCACCGAUUUAGUCAGGGCGUAUAAAGGACAAGGAAUCGACAAACAAUAAUAAUAUUAAUAAAAAUAUGAAGAUGACUACAAUUCAAUAAAUAAAAAAGUACUAACAAUAAAAAUGAGACCUAGUGAUAUAAAACACGAAGUUACAACACCGUAUUGAUAUUGAUAGAGUGUCAAAAUGCAUAGUGUAAAUUCAUAAGACGAGAACUCAUUAAACAUUUUUUAAGAACAAUUGAAUUUGCUGCGUGUGAGGAAUGUUAUCAAUUCAGAAUAAAAAAAAUCUCGAAGAAAUUAUUAAUAAACUGAAAGCACAAUG
Messenger RNA from Athalia rosae (coleseed sawfly), 5256 nucleotides. It is a transcript of the gene inaE, whose product is annotated as diacylglycerol lipase-alpha. Gene Ontology annotation, biological process: lipid metabolic process. The record is from RefSeq and is a predicted model, not a curated record. Gene Ontology annotation, cellular component: dendrite membrane; postsynaptic membrane. Lineage: Eukaryota; Metazoa; Arthropoda; Insecta; Hymenoptera; Athaliidae. The transcript has 17 exons. Bases 1704 to 4919 code for a protein of 1071 amino acids.